UGAUCCCAAUUAUCAAUUCAAAAAACUUUCAACCGGUGUCAUCCAAUUUCCUAUAUUUGCAAGUGCUGUGUUUAACACCAUAGCGACUGUAGAUGAAGGUUAUGCUAUUGUUUAUGCAAACUCUUCUGACCCAACUAAUUCGACUGAUCCACUUAUCGUUCGAGCGGCGUUAUACAUUCAAACUAUUGGUUAUGGUGACCAGAGCUUGGGUGCUCCAUUGCUCCUCUAUCAACUCCCGCUUCAAAACAUAAUAUUCGGUUCACUUUUUUGUGAUAUUUCUCCUGUUAAUGUCGGCCAAAUUUGUACAUUAGCCAUGACUCAAAAUAAUCCAACUAAUAAUGCAAAUAACACUGCAAAUAAUACUACAAUUAAUAACAAUCAAACUUAUUACGCGAAAAUUUCAUUUUUAUCAAGUGGUUCCGUUAUUGAAUUUACUCCAAUAUCCAGAAUAUUACCUAAUCUACCUAAUGUCACUGAAUGGGUGGUUUCUUCACUACCUUACGGUGGUUAUUUAUUGCUUACUCAAACAGUAUCUCCAGCUGGCGUAAAUAUGUAUGCAUAUAUCUUUGACGAAUACUCUACCACUGGACAACCUUGGGAGUUUCCGGAACCUUUGGCUUCAAACGUAGCCGGUGCUUUCGAGAUUCUUCCUAAUAAUUCCCUUGUUGUCGCUCAACUGGAAUCUUUGAACACUUGGUCAUUUGUAGUUUCUGACUUACCCAAAUUUACAAAAAAUAAGGAUAAUGGUUACUCAAAUGUUCGUGUCGAUAUUACCAACCCUAAAAUUGGUGAUGUGAUUCCAACAUCAACUCAAAAUAUCACCAUAAGAUUUUAUGACCCUGUUGAACUUUCUUCUGGAAAUGUUACAAUCUUUCAAACUGAUAAUAAUCAUAAUGAUAUCAUUCGACAAGUAGUUUCUGGAAAAAAUGCUGGUUUUUGUUCAAUAUCAGAUGAUGGUUUAACUGUAACCAUCAAAGUCCUUGAUAGUACUUUUAGUAAACCAAAUUCCUUGUUUUAUGUAAAAGUUGAUAAUAAUUUUGUCAGGAGUAGAGCUUUUAAAGAACCUCUUAUUGGAAUUGGUGAAAGAAUUUGGAAAUUCAACACUGAAAAUAAAGAUGAACCAUUUGCAGGAUCAGUAUCUGGAUUAUUACGUCUAAAUCUGGAUGGUUCAACGUAUUAUGAAAGUCUCGAUUCCAAUGGCAAAAACAAAUUCUUUGCCAGCCUUCAAGAUGAUAUUUCAAAAAUCCUCCCAAUUGCUCCUUCACGUUUAAGUUCUAAUCAACACGUUCAGGUUGAUUUCUCUAUUAGUCCAGGUCGACAAAUUUUCUUAUCCCUUAAUCUAGAACAAACUAGAGAUAAAAAUGAAAGAAGUGUUGCUUCGCUUAUCCGAGAUUUAAACACAAUGGUUCAUAACAAAGAUAUUACACCAAUUGGGUUAGGAAACACUACAAAAUAUUUAGAUGAUACUUAUGGAUUUUUGCCAUCGUCAAAUCUAUGGGAUAAAUAUAAGUUGAAGCUGUUGGGUGUGUUCUUGGUAGCUUGCUUGUUGAUUGCUCUUUUCCUUUUGGCUCAAAGAAGAGAUAAGAAGGGUCAAAACAUUGCCAUUUUACAACUUGGCCUUAUCUUAUUUGACGUUACCAUAGAUAUUCUAUUCUUAGUUAAUAAUGGCAGAGAUGUUGAGUUUCUAUACAUCCCUAGUAUAAUAUUCUUGGUGGUCCCAAUUUGCAUAAAUACUUCAUUAGCUUUUGUGAUUAUUACAAAAGAAAACACGCGUCCUGAGUUUUUCUCAUGGUUUAUCCGAAAUGGAAAAGUCGCAUCAAUAUUUACCGUAUUGGCUGGUGCUGACAUUGAAGCAUUAGCAAUACUUAGAUCAAACCUUGCAGGAUUUACAUUUUUCCAAGCUCCUUUUUCAGAGGAUGCUCUAUCAAGUAUAUUUUGGGCUGCAUGCUUGAAUAUCUUUACAGAAGAUAUACCUCAAGUGAUCGUUCAGAUCUUAUACCAAGGAAACACUGUAAUUUAUGACAUCAUUCCACUGCUUACCCUUGUCUCAUCCUGCCUCAAUUUGACGGUUAAUUUGAUUGGAAGAUUAUAUCAAGCCACGAAUAGAAUCCGACAAAAGAAAGAAAGUCAGCGUUAUCCUAAAGCCGAUGAUCAUGAGCCGCGAUAUGAUUUUGGAAAUAACCAGCCAUAUAAUAUGUCAACUCCAAUGGUUUCUCAUGAUGAAUUACCUCAUAAAGUUGAAAUUAAAGACGACAGGCUUUCUGGACUUUCUGUUGAUGAUAGCAAGAGAUUGGCGAAAAGUAAUUCAACGAGUAGCUUUCAUGAAAUGAUUAAUCAUUGA
Messenger RNA from Racocetra persica, 2341 nucleotides. NCBI's taxonomy places the organism in Eukaryota, Fungi, Glomeromycota, Glomeromycetes, Diversisporales, Gigasporaceae. The record is from the annotation of a GenBank genome assembly.